Messenger RNA from Tachysurus fulvidraco (yellow catfish), 3147 nucleotides. Its product is annotated as RNA binding protein fox-1 homolog 3-like. NCBI's taxonomy places the organism in Eukaryota, Metazoa, Chordata, Actinopteri, Siluriformes, Bagridae. The transcript is spliced from 13 exons. Gene Ontology annotation, cellular component: nucleus; cytoplasm. The record is from RefSeq and is a predicted model, not a curated record. Bases 77 to 1198 code for a protein of 373 amino acids. Gene Ontology annotation, biological process: nervous system development; regulation of alternative mRNA splicing, via spliceosome. Gene Ontology annotation, molecular function: mRNA binding.
GAACAAGAGAAUUUGGUGUAUGUGUGAGUGUGUGUGGAAUCAGUGAGUGCCUCUUCACUGGACUGGCCUGCUGUACAUGGAGACUCCCACCUGGACAGAUAGCGGUGUGUGUAAGACUGGAAGUCUAGCCGUGUUCAGGAACGCGGUGUGCAGUGGAUUCCUCACGCAGCAGCUCUGGCAUUUAGGACUCCCGCUUCUACAAACACUGGGUAACCAAGAGGCGACCAAUCCGGUGGACGCGAUGGCUCAGUCCUACACCCCAGCGCAGUUUCCUCCUCCCCCACAGAACGGUAUCCCAGGAGACUUCACUGCAACCCACGCCCUUCCCACACAGGACUACACAGGACAGAGCCGAGUACCUGAACACACCCUGACUAUCUACACACCCGCACAGACACACAGCGAUCCUGCAAACAGCGAUAGCAACACUACAACCAUCACCACCAACACAACAGAUGACGUGACACAAACAGACAUGCUGCCAUCCUCGGAAUCGCCGGAGAAACAGCAGCCCAAACGACUCCACGUCUCCAACAUCCCCUUCCGUUUCCGUGACCCUGACCUCAGACAGAUGUUCGGGCAAUUUGGGAAGAUUUUAGAUGUGGAGAUUAUUUUUAAUGAACGAGGAUCUAAGGGCUUUGGUUUUGUAACUUUUGAAACGAGCACAGACGCAGAUCGAGCACGGGAGAAACUAAACGGUACAAUCGUAGAGGGACGCAAGAUCGAGGUGAACAACGCUACAGCCAGAGUGAUGACCAACAAGAAGGCGGCGAAUCCUUACACUAACGGCUGGAAGCUGAAUCCUGUGGUGGGAGCCGUUUAUGCACCUGAACUUUACGCAGUAACAGGGUUUCCCUACGCACCUACAGGGACAGCAGUAGCAUACAGAGGAGCUAAUUUAAGAGGAAGAGGACGAGCCGUUUAUAACACAUUCCGCACAGCUCCUCCUCCUCCACCUAUCCCCGCCUACGGAGCUGUUGUUUAUCAGGACGGAUUUUACGGUGCUGAGAUCUAUGGAGGCUAUGCAGCGUACAGAUAUGCCCAGCCUGCCACAGCUACCGCAUACAGUGACAGCUAUGGUAGAGUCUAUGCAACGGCAGAUCCCUACACUCACACGAUCAGCCCGGCUGCUACAUACAGUGUCGGCACAAUGGCUAGCCUCUGCCGAGGAGCGUACAGUCGCUUCACGCCCUACUAAAGCUGAGACAAACACACCGACCACACUAAAUUAAAGCGAGCGAACUCCUCGUGUCCGACAGCCGAAACGUCCGGCUCCCGAUGGCCUCGUCACACCACCACACUCAUGCCCUUCUCUGUCCCAACAUACAAGAGUUACUCCUGUGUGUGUGUGUGUGUGUGUGUGUGUGUGUGUGUGUGUGUGUGUGUGUGUGUGUGUGUGUGUGUGUGUGUGUGUGGACACAGUAUGAUGUCACUGGUUAUAUUGGUUUACAUCUGAACACAAACCCAGCCCUUACACACCUGUUCAUCUCUGAUGGCUCGGUCUGAUCGCUCUCCGCUUACCAUUUAUUUCAGGACAAAACACAAAUCUUCUAUUUGAAGAUGUAAUGUUUCUCUUUUAUUCUUUUGCUACAGUAUGUGUCUUUAAAUAUAAAUAUAAAUAUAUAUAAGAAGAGAUUAAACAUCACUAUCUUUAAAGAAAGUUUAAAGCAGUCAGCUAUAUCUUCUGAAAUGAAAGUAUGUGUGAUAAUUAAUUAAUGAUAUUAAACAUUUAAAUCGAAAUGAAAAAAAAUUCAAUCUUCGGGAAAAGAUUAAAACUGAAAAUCCUCAGCAAGGAAAAUCUUAUUAAUCUUCAUGAAAGUGUAACAGAAUAAAGUCUUUUUUUUUUUUUUUACAUACUCAUGAAGUAAAACAUCUGUGAUUCUUCAGCUCUGUUACUGAACUAAAUAAUAAUGACAUCACAUUGCAUCUCACCUAUCGUUUAUCUACGUGUCGUCGUCCCGGGAAGACGAAGAGGAUUUCCCGCAGUCUGUAACAUUCAGAAAACCUUCUGACAACGUAAAACCCGUUCACUCUUCCAUCAGCAACUUAUUUAUUUCAUUUCAACAUGACCCCUGCCUGUAACAUUCAGAUAUGCACAAGCAGUACAUUUAUAGCGUUUAGUUUAGAAUAUGGACUUUUGUAAUGUUUUAUUAUAGAAAACUACAAAAAAAAGGGUAUUAAGAGGUUCGUCUAUGCAUUUUGUCUAGAAAAGUCAGAAAAUCUGCCAGACUCGCAUCUUAAAACUGGAACGUCUCCAAUUCUGGGAUGAAAUCGUCAUGGCAUCGGUGUUUAUUUAUUAACGCAAACACACACACACACACACACACACACACACACACACACACACACACACACACACACACACACACAGAAAUACACUGAGGAGGUUUUCACACUGUUGUUCAGCCUGAAACUAAACGCAAUGUACCGUUUGUGUGAAGAAUCAGCGGUGUGGAAGGUGUCCUGUGGAGCAGAAAGUGCAGCACGGUACUGAACACUUGGCCAGGAUGUAAAGGAGUGUAGGAGGAGUGGGAGAAAGUAGAAGGGAGGAGCUUUACUGCAUAUAAUAUCACCAAUAGAUAAGAAAAUAACACGGUGAGUCGCACUGUGUUCUCGUUUGUGAUGAUGUAACAUAAAUGCAUCGUGGUUCGAUAGAAUGAAGUGUGUCUGAAUCCAGACCGAUGCUGAGGGCUCUGGUAUUCGGAUUGCAGCUAACGCUCGCAGCUUCCAGUGUGAAAACCUCCGAAAAUUAACAAACAUUCAACAACGUGUUCUAUCAGAUCCCCAAAUCUUAGAAAAUUUCCCAAAAACCUAAAGCUUUGAAACUCAACCACUCUCUUAAACUUGGUAAUUAUACUGUGUGUGUGUGUGUGUGUGUGUGUGUGUGUGUGUGUGUGUGUGUGUGUGUGUGUGUGUGUGUGUGUGUGUGUGUGUGUGUGUGUGUGUGUGGAGUGUUUUAUUAUUUCAAACUGAAAAAAAUGACAUCCCCUAAAGAGGUUUAGUUUAGUUUUGGUCUCUGCGUCUUAUUGCAGAAGCAGAACAGAUUUUUACAAUCUGUGUAUAUGAUCAUAUAUUUAUACAUGCCUAAGGGUCCUCAUAAAUGUUUAUCUGUGUGUGUGUGUGUGUGUGUGUGUGUGUGUGUGUGUG